CACCAAAUUAAUAAGUGUUCUGUGACCAAAUGUCACGUUCACUUUGUCAACAAAAAAAAAAGUGUAAAUUGUAAUUAGUUUAUUUAUUAAUGAUUUCAAAUCAAUACAAUGUUACCGAGGCUAUUUAAGCUAGAUGGUGAUAUUCGCAAGCAUCAAAUAAACACUUUAAAAAUAUUUAAUGACAAUGUUGUAGAAAUUGUCGAAGGCGAGGAAUAUGACAUUCAUUUUAACUCUGGAGGAAAUAAACUUUGUUUAAAAAUAUCAUUAGGACAAGAAUUUCCUAAAGAAAAGCCUCUGUUAAAAAUAGUUCCUACUGUUAUUCACCAUUGGAUAACAGGCGAUGGAGAUGUUAAAUCUGCUCCUGGGUUACUUAAUUUUACAGUACAUUCCGAUUUAGGUAGAGUAGUACAAGCAAUAAUAAGAGAAUUUCAACGAAAUCCACCUCCUAUAGCAUUGAAUCAUUCUGCAAAUAUAUCUCCAACUGUAACAAUAAAUGGUGAAAUUAGAGCUAGUCCUGUAAGUUACCAGACAUUUCCGAAUAUAAAAAAUUUUUCACCUCCUCCGCAGCUGGGCCACAUGAGCAGCCUUGUUCAUCAGAGUGUAGCACUGCCAGAAUUAUCUGCUUUAUCUCUAGAGGAGCUGCAGUUUUUAAAUGAAAAUAGUGAUAGACAAGAUGACUUUAUUGAUGAACUGCCUCCGAUUAGGGAGCAAAAUAAAGCUUUGGAUGAUUUGAUAUUACAGGUGGAAGAAAUGGCUGUUGCAAAUUUAUCAAAGACAGAGAAAUUGGAGGAAAUAAAAUCUGAUAUUGACAGUAGAAUGGAAACUAUUGCUAAACUCGCCUUUGAAAAUGAGAGACUGUAUUCAAUGUAUCAGCAAUUAUCAGAUAAAUAUGCUCCUAGAAAUAUUCAAGAAGCAUUAAAGCUAGCAGCAGAAAAAGCAGACAAAGACAGCGAAAAAGUAGCAGAAUCAUUUCUAAAUGGAGAAAUAGAUGUCGAUAAGUUUCUCAGCGAUUUUAUCAAAAUAAAAACUGUAUCACAAAGUAGAAAAACCAAAGAAGAAAAAUUAGGGCAGCAAUUGGAUAGAUUAGAAAAGGCUGGUUUUUAAUUUUUCUUUAUAUAGUAUUUAUUAUAUAUUAUUAUGUAAUACAUUAGUUUUACUUUUUUGUAAAAACUGUAAUUUAAUUAAAUUAUUUUUUGUACUA
This is a messenger RNA of Psylliodes chrysocephalus, 1201 nucleotides long. Lineage: Eukaryota; Metazoa; Arthropoda; Insecta; Coleoptera; Chrysomelidae. The record is from the annotation of a GenBank genome assembly.